CGAUCGGAAGUUUUGGUUUGAAUGUUCAUAAACCGGACAUAAUCCGGUUCAUGAUUUUAUGAUCUCGGUGCAGCGAAUGGUUGGUCUUCUUCCCCGUGUCAAAGAAAACACUUAUCUUCUUCAACCUUUCGACGUCAAAGCCGCGAAAAAAAAAAUCAAAAUCCCCAAAGAAGAUGGCUCUGGUUUUACCCUGUACAUUUUGUACUUCGCUUCAGCUUCAGCGACAAAAGUUUCCGAUCAAUCGCCGAUAUUCUCCGAAUUUCCGUCGAGGAGCUACGACGUGUGAGUUCCGAAUUCCAGUAGAAGUUUCCAGUCCAACAGAUAGAGGAUCGUUGGCUGUUCCUUCUCACAAGGUCACUGUACACGAUCGACAACGAGGAAUAGUUCACGAGUUUGAGGUUCCAGAGGAUCAGUACAUAUUGCACUCAGCUGAAUCUCAGAACAUUACUCUUCCAUUUGCUUGCAGGCAUGGUUGCUGUACUAGCUGUGCCGUACGUGUAAAAUCUGGAGAGCUGAGGCAGCCACAAGCAUUGGGAAUAUCAGCUGAACUAAAGUCCCAGGGGUAUGCACUUCUUUGUGUGGGUUUCCCUACAUCUGACCUUGAAGUAGAAACACAAGACGAGGACGAGGUCUACUGGCUACAGUUUGGAAGAUACUUUGCUCGUGGACCAAUUGAAAGAGACGAUUACGCCCUUGAACUCGCCAUGGGAGACGAGUAAACAAAGUUCAAGCAAAGUCGUGAGCUUUUUGUAUUAGAAGUGACUAGUGAGUGUUUUCUUUCACUGUUAAUUACCUUCUUAGUUCCUGAAUCUUGUGGUGCAUCCUCGUAAAUCUAAAACCUCAUAAAUAUUACAUGAAAACUUCCCAACAAUUCAACAUUUUAUUGAAAACUUGUUAACCUUUUUUUUAACCAUAAACUCCAAAAUUUCC
Molecule: messenger RNA, 930 nt
Organism: Thlaspi arvense
Lineage: Eukaryota; Viridiplantae; Streptophyta; Magnoliopsida; Brassicales; Brassicaceae
Source: the annotation of a GenBank genome assembly